CUACAUUUCCCAGGGGAAGGCGGGGCGGCUGGCGGUGUGGGGGCGGAGUCUUGCGUAGUGUACAGUCAUCCUGAGCCCCUCAAGCCGGGACUGUAAUGGCCGGAGAGAUGACGAUCUUAGGUUCAGCUGUUUUAACUCUCCUGUUGGCUGGCUAUUUGGCACAACAGUAUUUACCAUUGCCCACUCCUAAAGUGAUUGGGAUUGACCUAGGCACCACAUAUUGUUCCGUUGGAGUGUUUUUUCCUGGCACAGGAAAAGUGAAGGUGAUUCCAGAUGAAAGUGGGCAUAUCAGCAUACCCAGCAUGGUGUCCUUUACCGACCAUGAUGUGUAUGUGGGAUAUGAGAGCUUAGAGCUGGCAGAUUCCGAUCCUCAAAACACAAUAUAUGAUGCCAAAAGAUUCAUAGGUAAGAUUUUCACUCCUGAAGAGCUCGAGGCUGAAGUUGGCAGAUACCCAUUUAAGGUGUUAAACAAAGAUGGAAUGGCUGAAUUUUCUGUGACAAGUAAUGAGACCAUCACCGUUUCCCCAGAAUAUGUUGGCUCUCGACUGUUGUUGAAAUUAAAGCAAAUGGCCGAGGAAUAUCUUGGAAUGCCAGUUGCUAAUGCUGUAAUUUCUGUACCAGCAGAAUUUGACCUAAAACAGAGAAAUUCAACUGUUGAAGCUGCUAACCUUGCAGGACUAAAGAUCUUGAGGGUAAUAAAUGAACCCACAGCAGCAGCUAUGGCCUAUGGUCUCCACAAGGCUGAUGUUUUCCAUGUCUUAGUAAUAGACUUAGGAGGAGGAACUCUAGAUGUGUCUUUACUGAAUAAACAAGGAGGAAUGUUUCUCACUCGAGCAAUGUCUGGAAACAAUAAACUUGGAGGACAGGACUUCAAUCAGAGGUUGCUUCAGUACUUAUAUAGACAGAUCUAUCAAACAUAUGGCUUCUUCCCCUCUAGGAAAGAGGAAAUCCACAGAUUAAGACAAGCUGCGGAAAUGGUCAAAUUAAAUCUGACCCUUCAUCAGUCUGCUCAGAUAUCAGUAUUGCUAACUGUGGAGGAAAAAGACAGAAAGGAACCUCAGGAUGGUAACACUAAACAGCCAAAGGACAAACUUACCCCAUCAGAUGGCUACCAUCUGAACAGAGCAUUUGGACCUGGCCUUUCUGAAAAGAAAAGUGGAGAAAAUCAAGUUUUAUUUGAAACAAAAAUAUCCCGGAAGCUCUUUGAUGCCCUCAAUGAAGAUCUCUUUCAGAAAAUCCUCAUGCCCAUUCAGCAAGUAUUAAAAGAAGGCCACCUAGACAAGACUGAGAUUGAUGAGGUGGUUUUAGUUGGGGGUUCUACUCGCAUUCCUCGAAUCCGCCAAGUCAUUCAAGAGUUCUUUGGGAAGGAUCCCAACACAUCUGUAGACCCUGACCUGGCAGUGGUGACAGGAGUGGCUAUCCAAGCAGGGAUUGAUGGAGGCUCUUGGCCUCUGCAAGUCAGUGCUUUAGAAAUUCCCAAUAAGCAUUUACAAAAAACCAACUUCAACUGAAUUCUGGAGCAAUGAUGACUAUUUGUGAUCUUUUCCCUUAACAGACCACUUGCUCCAAAAAAGAAAAUCUCUAAAGUGUCUCAGAGAUUUACCUACAAGGUAACAUUUACAUGUAGGAAAAUUUUACAUAACAUUUUGUUUUAGAUUAGAAGAGACCAAAUUGAUCCUAUUUGAUUUUGGAGAGGUCUCAUUCCAACAAGUACUUCAAAAAUGUUGGAAUUGAGGUAAAACUUUCCACAGGAACAUAAGUAGCUGUAUUUUCUGGAUUCUGAAAAUAGACAACCAUAUGUGUUUACCAUUAAAUAGUGCCAAUUGUAAGAUAGCCGGUUCUUACUAAAUUGUAUUAGUAAGACUUGGUAAUUUCUUUACUUGCUUAUCACAUUUAACUUAAUUUGGUCUGUACUUGAAGGACAGUGUUGAUGACAAGUAUUUACAUGGGGAGGGAGAUAGCAGUAUUAUUAAGAUGCAUGUAUUACUUAUUAGCUGGCAUAUACACAUUUACUUUCACAAAUUCAGUGUCCCAUUAAGUGUCAUGUUCUUGCAAUCUAUAGUCUCUGGAUUAUUUUAAUUUAUUUAAGACACAAGUUUAUUUUGUUUCUAAAAUUGCUACAGUUAUUCAAAUUUUCUAUAGUAGAUAAUAGAUAUAUCCAAUUUAUAUUGUAGUUCCUUCAUUUCCUAUGCAUCAUUCUCUGGGUUUCCAUGGUUCUGCCUGGUUAGAAAACAGUAGGGAAUUAUUAAUUGCAUUUUUAAAAUGUACUAUUAUCAUAAUAAAGCCACCAUUACUAUCUCAUUUUGUUAUCCAAGACUUUUGCAAACACUGGUAAAUAGAAUUAAUUCCUACUGUAUUUUAUGUUUUUAUUUUGUUUAUAUUUUCAGUAAGCCCUAGGGACUAUAGCACGCAUGCAUUUAACCUAUCAAAUGUUAUUCAGUUUUACUGAGAUUUUCCUCCAUGUUUAGUUUUGAAUGACCAAAUUGAACCUAUAAAGGUCUGGUAUUUUAUAUUAUUUUAAAUAGUUGUACUAGUUUCAUCCAAAUGUUGAGUAUGUGAUGAGAGCAAGAAAAUUAUGAAUACUGAAAAUAAUUCUAAUGUGGAAGGCAAUGUAGAAAAUUUUUCUACAAAUCAGCAUUUAUAGAAGUUGUGUUUGCUUUGUUUUGUUUCUUUCAAGAUAAGCCACAAGGACCAAGAAAAAAAAAAUACCAGUUCAAUUGCCAUGAUUUGAAGAUAACAUUCUUUUUUCCUUCACUGAUGUAGGCUUCAUAUUAAUAUUCAGAAGUUAUAUUCUGGUUACAUUUUUUAUUAAUAUAGAGUGUAUCUAUUUUAUCCCUUGUUGAGUUUGAAAAGAUAGUGAGUUUCCAGUCACUGAAGAAUUAAGCAAAUUUAAUUCAUCAACAUCAAAACAUUUCAGCUUCUCAAAAUAAAAAGAUAGUGUUAAAACUUUUUGCAUAUCUAAAAAGAAAAAUACUCCUUAAUGAAAUUGCUGUUAAAACAUAAACUUCAAUCAAAUACUUUUGUGUACAGAAAAUGUGUUUAGUAGGGAAAUAGGAAAAUAUAAAAUAUUGUUCUUAGAAAUAAUGGAGAAAUGCCAAAGAUGAAUCCUUCACUGAAGUAUGAAAAUAAUCAAGUAUUCUCUUGGACUUUGUUUAAAAUCCUUUAAGAUUUUAGAAUAUCUUUGUGAAAGUCUUUGAGAAAAAAGUGUUGAAUUUAUCUCAAAAACGCCACAUGAAGUAUCAGCUUUAACCUAAAGCAUUUUACGAUUUGAAAAAAAGAAAAGCUUGAAUUUCUCAGAUAUGUGAUAUGGUUCAAGGCAAUCUGUUAACACUUUUAAAAGGAAACAAUUUCCAAAACGGGACAGCUAAUGUCCUACUAGAAUUGGAAUUUAAAUAGCUUGUGUCUGAAAAACAGAAUGGCAGUGUUGGAAUUUGGGGACAAUAGCUUAGCAUAUUCUCUAGAAUAGUUAUACCUUUAAAAACAGGAAUUUAUGUCUUCUGUUGUGUUUUAGGGAGCUGUAUAUAUGUAAUAUUGAUGUCAGUGUAGUUUAUUUUAAAGGUAAGAAUGCAUUCUUAAAGGGGUUAUGCAUAACAAUUUUUCAUAAAAUGAACUUUUUUGUUGCACAUUUGGCUAGUGUUUUUUGAAGUAUAUAAUUUUUAAUAUACUAAGUGAUUAGAAUAUGUGAAUGAGUAAUUUAUUUUGUGUGAGCAGUGUGUUGGUACUAUGUUUUCACUCAAACCACUAACCCACAGGUAUUACUGUGUGUAACAUGUAGUGAACAUAACAAUUACUGUACAGAACAGAUUGUGCCUCUUAAAUCUGUAUAUAUAGGUAAUUCAUAUUGGAAUGUAAAUAAAUACCAUUUUGCAGUUUUUUUAAA
Molecule: messenger RNA, 3880 nt
Organism: Heterocephalus glaber (naked mole-rat)
Lineage: Eukaryota; Metazoa; Chordata; Mammalia; Rodentia; Bathyergidae
Gene: Hspa13
Product: heat shock protein family A (Hsp70) member 13
Molecular function (GO): ATP binding; ATP-dependent protein folding chaperone
Source: RefSeq, a predicted model, not a curated record